Messenger RNA from Purpureocillium takamizusanense, 2586 nucleotides. RefSeq names its product Oligo-1,6-glucosidase. The record is from RefSeq and is a predicted model, not a curated record. The transcript has a single exon. Lineage: Eukaryota; Fungi; Ascomycota; Sordariomycetes; Hypocreales; Ophiocordycipitaceae. Gene Ontology annotation, biological process: oligosaccharide catabolic process. Bases 447 to 2381 code for a protein of 644 amino acids. Gene Ontology annotation, molecular function: alpha-amylase activity.
GCUAAGUCCCGCACCACUUCCGUGCCCACGGGGCUCCGAGACGCCGCAUUGAAUCCUCCUUUUCGCCGGACGAGCUGUUGAGAAAAGGAGAGGUCCACGGGUCGCCUGUGCGCAAAUGGGAAUUCGCCCAUUGCUGUCGUCCGCUGCAUCAGCGACUUGUCGUGUGAUCCAUGCCAUCAGGAACUCUUUAGAUCUGAAUCAGUCGAAAGCUCGAACCACAAGACCAGCGGUAUAAGAGUUCCUGAGUUUCGGAUCCGAGCUGCUCUACACCCGUCAAGCCGCAUCAUCAUCGAUCCAGGACUUUUAUCACAUUCCUUGUCCCCUCCUUCUCAUUGUCGUCCACAUCAGUUACUUUUCACUCAAAGUCGAAAAUCAAGACUCAGGGCUCUUCUUCAGCCCAUCCUCUCAGCUGUGCCUGCCCCAGAGGCGACUCCAUCACUCGCCACAUGCAGCGCACUCACACCAUGGCCGAACCCGGCAGCGGCGACGGCGACCCCUGGUGGAAAGACGCCGUCGUGUACCAAAUCUACCCGGCCAGCUUCCGCGACUCCAACGGCGACGGACUGGGCGACAUCGCGGGCAUCACGUCGCGGCUGGACCACAUCCGCGACCUCGGGGCCACGGCCAUCUGGCUGUCGCCCAUCUUCGCCAGCCCGCAAAAGGACAUGGGCUACGACGUGUCCGACUACCGCGACAUCCACGGGCCGUACGGCACGCUCGCCGACGCGGAGCGGCUCAUCGACGAGUGCCACGCACGCGGCCUGCGCGUGCUGCUCGACCUCGUCGUCAACCACACGAGCGACCAGCACGCCUGGUUCCGCGACUCGCGCGCCUCGCGCUCCAGCCCCAGGCGCGACUGGUACUUUUGGCGCGACGCCCGGACGGGACCCGACGGCGAGCGGCGGCCGCCCAACAACUGGGCGUCCAUCUUCGGCGGCAGCGCGUGGACGUGGGACGAGGGCUCGCAGCAGUACUACCUCAGCCUGUUCCUCCCGUCGCAGCCGGACCUCAACUGGGCCAACGAGGAGAUGCGGGAGGCGGCGUACGCCGACAUGGAGUUUUGGUUCGACCGCGGGGCCGACGGGUUCCGCAUCGACUCCAUGAACCUCAUGUCCAAGCACCCGGACCUGCCGGACGCGGCCGUGACGGACCCCGACGCCGAGUUCCAGUCCGGGGCCGCGUGGUUCGCCAGCGGGCCGCGCAUGCACGAGUACCUGCGGGAGAUGCGCGCGCGCGUGCUCGACAAGUACGCCGCCAACGGGCGCGGCGGCGUCAUGACGGUCGGCGAGCUGGGCUUCACCAAGGACGAGGCCAGCGUGGCGUCGUACGUGGCCGCGGCCCGGCGCGAGCUCAACAUGGUCUUCACCGGCGACAUCGUCGACAUGGACUUUGGCGAGGCGCACAAGUAUGCCGGGGGAAGCCCCUUUCGGCUCGAGACGCUGCGCGGCAUCACCUCGCUCUGGCAGGGCGCCAUGCCGCGCUGCGACGGCUGGAACGCCGUCUACAUGGACAACCACGACUCCGGGAGGAGCCUGUCGCGCUACGCGAGCGACGACCCGCGGUUCCGCGCGCGUGCCGCCAAGAUGCUGGCCACGUACCUGACGACGCUGAGCGGGACGCUGUUCCUACUACAGGGGCAGGAGAUUGGCAUGGCCAACGCGCCGGCGUCGUGGGGCGCCGACGACUACAUUGACGUCGAGGCGAGCAACUACUACCAGAGCGUGCUGGCCCAGCGCCGCCGUGAGCGUCAUCGUGGUGGUGGUGGUGGUGUUGGUGGUGUCGGUGGUGUUGGUGGUAAGGGCAGCGGCCGUGAUGAUGAUGAUGAUGAUGACGAUGGCAGCGUGGACGACGUCGACAUGAGCGACGUGCUCGCGCAGAUGCGCCUCAAGGCCCGCGACAACGGCCGCCUUCCCAUGCAGUGGACAUCCGAGCGCCACGGCGGCUUCACCGACGCCGAGCGCCCGUGGAUGCGCGUCAACGACGACUACCCGGAGUGGAACGUCGCCGCCCAGGACGGCCGUCCCGACAGCGUGCUCGCGUACUGGCGCGAGGCCCUGGCCCUGCGGAAGCGCGAGCGCGACGUCUUCGUCCACGGGCGGUACGACAUGCUCCCCGUGGGCCGCAGCGGCGACGACAUCUUUGCCUACACCAUGACGAGCCGUCGUUGUCGCGAUGGCGAGAAGGACGGCGGCGGCGCCAGAAAGGUCGCGCUUGUGCUGCUCAACUUUUCCGACGGGGAGAGGGCUUUUUCUGGGCAGGAGGGAGAGUUUCUGGGCUGGAACAAGAUCUUGGGCUGCAAGGACACAAGGGGGCCGCUUGCGGGCGAGGGGGUGACGUUGAAGCCGUACGAGGGCAUCGUGUACGGCAACUGGGUGCCAUAAGAUGCGAAACGCCUCAUGAUCGGUGACGUACUUGGUAUCUUGUGGAAAGUAGCGUGGGCCACGAUAAACGACGGCACUUGUGUAUAUAAAUGUGUCAAGUGUGUACAUAUAUAGUAUCUGAUGAAACCAGACUCGAACUGGAGACUGAGGGCAAGCUGCAAGGCAAAUAACUCGCUUCAACUUGCAAGCCUCCUGCAUACAAGCC